AGAUAAAGAGGAGCAGCCUACCUCACUGAUGGUCUUUCUCUUGGUGAUGCUCAGUUCUCAUUCCACUUUACUUCCAUUUCUUUCUGGGGUGAAGGACUUAAACUGAAGCAAAAAUGACUGAUGCUCGGCCACGUUAUGUCAUCGACCGCCCAGCUUAUUCUAGUAAAGACUUUGAUGAAGAGUUUGAGAGGAAAAAUAGAAGUUACCCUCUUGGAGAAAAAAUAAAGCAUCUUUUCAGAUGUUCACCAUCCAGAUUCAAACUCAUUCUUUAUAGCCUGUUUCCUAUACUUGUAUGGCUUCCAAAAUACAAAAUCAAAGAUUACAUUAUUCCUGAUGUCCUUGGUGGAAUCAGCGCAGGAACUAUUCAAGUGCCUCAAGGCAUGGCUUUUGCUCUACUGGCCAACCUUCCUCCAGUUAACGGACUCUAUUCUUCCUUCUUUCCUCUGAUAACCUAUUUCCUACUUGGUGGUGUUCAUCAGAUGGUCCCAGGUACUUUUGCAGUCAUCAGUAUUAUUGUGGGAAAUGUUUGCCAUGAGUUGGCUCCUGAAUCUGAAUUUUACUACUUCAAUUAUACAAGCAAUGAGCAGAUGGUGAACAACACAGCCAUGGAAGCAGCCAGGCUGGAAAUCUCAGCCACCUUGGCUUGCUUGACAGCUAUAAUACAGAUAUGCUUAGGAUUUGUGCAGUUUGGCUUUGUUGCUAUCUACCUUUCCGAGUCCUUCAUCAGGGGUUUCAUGACGGCAGCUGGUUUACAAAUCCUGAUCUCAGUGCUCAAAUAUGUCUUUGGCGUGAAGAUUGAAUCCUACACAGGGCCCCUUGCCAUUGUCUAUACUUUUAUCGACAUUUGUAAAAAUCUGCCAAAGACCAACAUCGCCUCUCUCGUGUUUUCCUUGAUCAGCUCUGUGCUCCUGAUUAUUGUGAAAGAGUUGAACAUAAAAUACAUGAAAAAAAUCCGAGUUCCCAUUCCUAUGGAGAUCAUUAUAGUCAUCAUAGCUACUGCAGUUUCUGGAAGCUUUAAUAUGCCUGAGAAAUAUGAUAUGCCAGUAGUUGGACAUAUUAAUAUGGGCUUUCCAUCAGUCAGUAUUCCUGAGGUGAGCAAGUGGAAAGACAUGAUUGGCACAGCAUUUUCACUUGCCAUUGUGGGAUAUGUGAUCAAUCUGGCCAUGGGCAGAACACUUGGAACGAAACAUGGCUAUGAUGUGGAUCCAAAUCAGGAAAUGCUAGCCCUGGGCUGCAGCAACUUUUUUGGAUCCUUCUUCAAAAUCCAUGUGAUAUGCUGUGCUCUUUCAGUGACAUUAGCUGUGGAUGGAGCUGGAGGGAAAUCUCAGAUGGCAAGUUUUUGUGUGGCGCUGGUAGUGAUGAUAACCAUGUUGUCUUUGGGGAUUUAUCUCCAGCCUCUUCCUAAGGCAGUGCUUGGAGCUUUGAUUGCUGUGAAUCUGAAGAAUUCUCUCAAGCAGCUGACUGAUCCUUACUACCUUUGGAAAAAAAGCAAGCUGGACUGUAUGGUCUGGGUGGUGAGCUUCCUAUCUGCUUUCUUCCUGGGCUUGCCCUUUGGACUCGCUGUAGGAGUCGGGUUUUCCAUCCUUGUUGUCGUUUUCCAUACUCAGUUCCGCAAUGGUUGUGUCAUUGGCCCUGUAGCUGUUUCUGAUAUAUACAAGAACCCCAAGGUCUACAACAAGGUCCAAGAAAUAGAUGGAGUUAAAAUUGUCACUUACUGCUCUCCAUUAUACUUUGCUAAUUCAGAGAUAUUCCGGGAGAAAGUUAUUGCCAAGACUGGUGUUGACCCUAUAAAAGUCUUCCUGGCAAGGAGAAAGUAUGUGAAGAAUCAAGAAAAGGUGGUGGCUGCAGCACAGAAAGUGAGCAAACUAAAAUCCUUCUUCAGAAAGAAUAAGACUAUGUCUCUGCAAGAGCUCCAGAAGGACUUUGAGAGCAAUUCUCCAACAGACACAAACAACAACCAGACAGCUUCUAAUGGAAAUAGCAUCUCAUUUAUUGCCUUCAACCCAGCUAUGAAUGCUGUAAGGCAGGCUAAUGCCCCUUGUGAACAACGAAGCACUCCUAGUCAUCGAAGCAGCGUCCUCAGUGUUAUCCCAGCCUCAAAUGUUGAUCCUAUAAUUACAGCACCUCCAUUUGUCAACUUCCACACAAUCAUUUUGGAUAUGAGUGGUGUCUGCUUUGUAGACCUGAUGGGGACAAAGGCUUUGGGAAAGCUGUGCAUCAACUAUCAAAAAAUUGGGAUUAAAGUUUUCCUGGCAAAUGUACCUGCCCAAGUGUAUGAUGACAUUCGCACAGGGGGAGUCUUUGAAGAAGGAGGUCUUGAGCCUAAUCAUCUCUUUGUGAGCAUCCACGAUGCUGUUUUGUUUGCAACAAUGAAUGGCAACAGAGCUGUGCGUUGCUCAGCCUUGGACCAGCGAUCAAGUCAGAUAGAAGUCUCUGUCUCUGAUGAAUCUCUGGAAGACAGCAGUGCUGAAUUUCAAAACUUGGAAGAGGAAAUGUUUGGAAGCAUUUUUCAUUCAGAAGCACAAACAGCGUUGUGAAUUCUUGAAGAAGGAUUGUGUGAUGGCAAACAUUUUGACCAUGGCAUUCAUGUAUAAAGAAAAGUUUCUGUGCCUGAAGAAACAGAAACAUUCAAGGACAACUGCCUUUAUACAUUUUGGCACGGGAGGAACAGUACCUUUGAAGCAUGGAGGCCUCUUAUGUGACAUUCUCUUCUUUCAAAACCAGAGCAACUGACUAUCGGAGCAGUUGGUAUGGACAGAAGAGGGAACUCAGGGAAUACCUUUCAUCUAUCCAGAAACAGCAGAAAAGUCGCAGGACAAUCACUACUUCAAUUUCCUUCAUCCUGUGCUUCAAGCCAUGCUUAUAUACCCAUGAGAAUGCAUGUAAUAUAUAUGCAUAUGGAGGAGGUCUCAAGCAGCAAACUUGUUUUAUCAGGAAAAAGAGAGACUAUAAAGAGUCUAUCAUGAGAUAUUUGGGUAUGAAAGUAGACAGUUUCUAAAGUGUGCACUGAACUUUAUGGACUUCACACUAUAAGUAAAUAGGCUUCUGAUGAUGAUGCCUAGCUCUUCCUCACUGAAAGCUAAUAUAACCUCCUUGGGGUUUUUUGAGAACUAUGUAUGCCAGUAUAUUUGAUGACUACCUGCCAUUUCCUGGAAUGAGUUCUGUAUCUGUAGUGGUCAUGAACAUCACCCAAUUACUAUCUAAAGACAGUGCUGCCUUUCCACUAGCCCCCUUUCUUCAUUUUUUGGAACCUUUAUCUUCCCGUGAAGAAAAACCUAUUAUUUCGCAUAGGAAUUUCUUGCACGAACAGAUACUUUCAUGGUACUUUGAAUUCUUACAAAAUCAAGCUUGGGUUGUUGUGAGUUUUCUGGGCUGUAUGGAAGCAUUCUUU
This is a messenger RNA of Anolis sagrei ordinatus, 3391 nucleotides long. It is a transcript of the gene SLC26A9, whose product is annotated as solute carrier family 26 member 9. The record is from RefSeq and is a predicted model, not a curated record. Gene Ontology annotation, molecular function: chloride transmembrane transporter activity; bicarbonate transmembrane transporter activity; sulfate transmembrane transporter activity. Gene Ontology annotation, biological process: transmembrane transport. Gene Ontology annotation, cellular component: plasma membrane. Lineage: Eukaryota; Metazoa; Chordata; Lepidosauria; Squamata; Anolidae.